Osmia lignaria (orchard mason bee) is the source of this 2042-nucleotide messenger RNA. It is a transcript of the gene AGLU2, whose product is annotated as alpha glucosidase 2. Gene Ontology annotation, biological process: carbohydrate metabolic process. The record is from RefSeq and is a predicted model, not a curated record. NCBI's taxonomy places the organism in Eukaryota, Metazoa, Arthropoda, Insecta, Hymenoptera, Megachilidae.
AUGAAGACCACUAACAAUCUCGUUGGCAUUGUCUUGUUGCUAACGGUCGCCUUCGCGUCCGCUGAGAUCAAGGAUAAGGGCUGGUGGAACCAUACCGUUUUCUACCAAAUUUAUCCACGAAGCUUCCAGGAUUCUAACGACGAUGGUGUAGGUGAUUUGAAAGGCAUAACGAACAAACUUAGUCACUUCAACGAUAUCGGAGUAGACGCGAUCUGGCUGUCACCGAUUUACAAAAGUCCCAUGGUUGAUUUUGGAUACGACAUAGAAGAUUUCCUAGAAGUCGAUCCAGUUUUUGGAACUUCCGCUGAUCUUAAGAAGCUCGCGACGGAAGCGAGAAAGAAGAAUCUAAAGCUUGUUUUGGACCUCGUUCCCAACCACACUUCAGACAAACAUAAGUGGUUCCAGUUGAGCAUAAAUCGCACUGGAAAAUAUGCAGAUUAUUACAUAUGGAAUGAUGGGAUUAUCGUAAAUGGAACUGGAGAACGCCUUCCACCUAAUAACUGGGUCAGCGUGUUCAAUGGGUCGGCUUGGACUUGGAAUGAUCAGAGAAAGCAGUUUUAUUAUCAUCAGUUCUAUUAUCAACAACCAGACUUAAACUACAACAAUCCUGAUGUACAACAAGAAAUGAAGAAUGUUUUAAGGUAUUGGUUGGAUCAAGGAGUAGACGGAUUCCGAAUCGAUGCUGUACCACACUUGAUCGAAAAUAAUAUAACACAAGACGAACCUUUAUUUAAUAGCACAUAUAAUACAACACUUCACGCAUCUUACAAUCAUACUUUAACGAAAGACCAGCCUGAAACGUACAAAUUAGUGCAGAGUUGGCGAGAUUAUGUGGACGAAUACGCUAGCCAAAGAAAUGAAGCAGAGAAGGUGAUAUUAACGGAAGCGUAUACCAGUUGGGAACAUACAAUCGAGUAUUACAACAGUGGCGCGCACGUCCCGUUCAACUUCAAAUUUAUAGUGGAAGCAGACGCUAACUCAAAACCGUCUGACUUUCGAAAUAUUAUAAAUAAAUGGAUGCAAAUGAUGCCGAAAGGGCAAGUGGCUAAUUGGGUGAUGGGAAAUCAUGAUCGAGUACGUCUAGGCACGCGUUACCCUGGCAGAGAGGAUCAGAUGGUAAUGUUAGAGAUGUUAUUGCCUGGUGUAGCGGUUACUUAUUACGGAGAGGAAAUCGGCAUGCUGGACGACACCGAACUCCGUGUAUACGAUUUUCGUGAUGGCUGUCGUACACCAUUCCAAUGGGACAACACUACGAAUGCAGGUUUCAGUAAUGCUAGCAAGACGUGGUUACCCGUUCACUACAACUACAAAACUCUGAAUCUGAAGAAACAGAAAGCGGAUGCCACGUCUCAUUACAAGCUUUACAAAGCAUUAACAACUAUGCGAAAGAGCAAUGUACUCCAAAAUGGCAAUCUGUCCAUAGCAAUUUUGAACGACGACGUGUUGGCUGUAGUACGGAAUAUCCCAAAAGAAGCAGUGACGCUUCUGAUAAACUUUUCUUCAGAAAAAAGCGUUACAGUUAAUCUGACAAGUAUACUACCAUACGCCAGUGCUAAGGUAACCCUGACUAACGUGGGUUCCAGUGUGCAGUCAAACACCAAUUUUGCAUCAUCAAAGGUCACUAUUCCUCCAAAAGGGUCGAUAGUGUUGCACUCGGGCUCCAGCAUAGUCAGCUGUUCUGCUCUGAUGAUCCUGGUGUUGGCACUUGGUUCGUACUUCCGGUCGUAACAGAUAUUUAUUCGGGUUACGUUUGUAAGUGCCCUUAUAAUCUAGGUAUCGAGGAAAGAGGCUAAUUUUAUUGUUACGACGUGAUGUUUAACGCGUUAUGCAAAUGCAUAAUUUGUCGUACAAAAACACUGAUUAAUAUGUGUAUCAAAAAUCGUCGAGUUCUUACGGUACUUAAUUACAUCAAUUUCCUAACGAUUCAUUUUUAAACAAAAUUUGACACGAUCGUGUUUAUCGAUUAUUAUUUAUUAAUACGCGUGUAGAAUAGAAGGGAAAAUUAUUUGAAAAGAUAUAAAUAAACAGAGUUAAACGAUGCA